UGCGCUCACUUUGCGGCCGGCAGUUGCGAGGCAAGUUUGUGAGGAAGAGACGUACGGUUCGAUAAAACAUUACGCAUUAUAACAAAAUCAUGCUUCGAUUACUGAACGGAAUCAGAGCCGCUCGUGCCUUUUCAUCAUCGGCUAUUCCGGCACCGGAAGUUAAUCCCAGCAUCUUGUACAGCGGGAUUUUCAUUAACAACGAAUGGCACCGUUCCAAGUCAGGGAAAACUUUCCCGACAAUAAACCCUGCGACGGGAGAAACUAUCACAGAAAUUCAGGAGGGUGAUGCUGCGGAUAUUGACAUUGCCGUUCAGGCAGCCAAGAAGGCUUUCAAAAUUGGUUCGCCCUGGAGAACGAUGGACGCGUCUCAACGGGGCGUUCUUCUUCACCGCUUAGCCGAUCUUCUGGAACGGGAUCGCAAAUACCUUGCGUCUUUGGAAACGCUGGAUAAUGGAAAACCAUACACCGCUUCGUACACGAUGGAUCUUAAGGGCAGCAUCGAUACUCUUCGUUAUUAUGCAGGCUGGGCUGACAAAAAUCACGGAAAAGUUAUUCCCUCGGAUGGAAAUUACCUCACUUACACGAGACACGAGCCAGUAGGUGUUUGCGGCCAAAUUAUCCCCUGGAACUUUCCUAUCCUUAUGAUGGCCUGGAAAUUAGGACCGGCGCUGGCAACUGGAAACGUAAUCGUGUUAAAGCCGGCUGAGCAAACAUCGCUGACGGCUUUGUACAUCGCCCAGCUUACAAAGGAAGCUGGUUUUCCUGAAGGUGUAAUUAACGUCGUUCCUGGAUACGGUAAUGCAGGAGCAGCUCUCGUCGCCAAUAAGGAUGUCGACAAAAUUGCCUUCACCGGAUCCACGGAAGUGGGGCGACUGAUUCAGCAAGGAUCCGGCGUGGGAAAUCUGAAGAGGACCACCUUAGAAUUGGGGGGAAAGUCUCCGAACAUCAUUUUCAAGGAUGCAGACUUCGAUCAGGCCGUUGAAUUGGGUCACUUUGGACUAUUUUUCAACGCGGGGCAAUGCUGCUGUGCCGGAUCCAGAACUUACGUUGAGGAUGCAAUUUAUGAUGAAUUUGUCGAAAAAAGUGCAGCCCGUGCCAAGAGGAGAACGACCGGAAACCCGUUCGAUGCGAAAACAGAACAGGGUCCUCAGGUGGACGAAGAGCAAAUGAACAAGAUUCUAGGUCUGAUCGAAUCCGGAAAGAAAGAAGGAGCGAAACUUGUUACUGGAGGAGAACGAGUUGGCGACAAAGGAUGUUUCGUUGCACCAACUGUAUUUGCAGAUGUCAAAGACGAUAUGACCAUCGCCAAGGAGGAAAUCUUUGGGCCAGUUCAGCAAAUAUUGAAGUUCAGUAGCUUGGACGAUCUAAUCGAACGUGCGAAUAACACAGAUUAUGGAUUAGCAGCGGCAGUAUUCACUAAGGACAUCGACAAGGCCAAUCACUUGAUCCAGGGACUUAAAGCCGGAACUGUGUGGGUGAACACGUACAACGCAUUAGUGCCACAAACACCGUUUGGUGGUUUCAAAAAUUCCGGACAUGGACGAGAAAUGGGAGAAUACGGUCUUCAGGCUUACACAGAGGUCAAGAGCGUCAUUGUUAAACUUAACCAGAAGAACAGUUAAAUUGCUGGAACCUAAAAUUGUACCUACUACAUGUAGAUAUAAUGAGCAUCUUAUUGAAGAUAAAGAUGAAUUUUUUUUUUCUUUUCCUAUCAGACAUGUAAGUCUUAUUUUUAAUAUUUCUACGAUUACGUUUAUACUGUUUUCAUACUGUUAGAUUUUACAUUAAUGAAAUUACGUGAUUUCGAACAUGAUUGUAAACCAAAAGUCUUAUACCACACUUGCAGUAAAUAAAAUAGUCAAGUGAAUAUACG
Messenger RNA from Diprion similis, 1873 nucleotides. RefSeq names its product aldehyde dehydrogenase, mitochondrial. Bases 90 to 1622 code for a protein of 510 amino acids. Gene Ontology annotation, molecular function: aldehyde dehydrogenase (NAD+) activity. The transcript has 8 exons. Lineage: Eukaryota; Metazoa; Arthropoda; Insecta; Hymenoptera; Diprionidae. The record is from RefSeq and is a predicted model, not a curated record.